Molecule: messenger RNA, 261 nt
Organism: Gongylonema pulchrum
Lineage: Eukaryota; Metazoa; Nematoda; Chromadorea; Rhabditida; Gongylonematidae
Source: the annotation of a GenBank genome assembly
AUGUCAGCAGGCACUCGCAGAGCAACAGCAUUGACAAAGGCUAGGCUCAAGAAGUAUUUAGAAGAACUCAAGAACUUUUCGUUAGAUCUGCCUCCAUCAACAGAAGAUGAAGAAGCAUUUUAUGAAGAGUUGCAGAAUUUGAAGAUGAACGACAGAGAUAUCAGAAGAGUGGUCGAGAAUAUCGAAAGAAUUUUGAGGCAACUGAAAUCGCUCGGAGAACCAAUGGAUCAGCCUUAUUUGGAAAUGAUGAUUGAGCAAUAG